Messenger RNA from Colossoma macropomum (tambaqui), 2892 nucleotides. It is a transcript of the gene me3, whose product is annotated as malic enzyme 3, NADP(+)-dependent, mitochondrial. NCBI's taxonomy places the organism in Eukaryota, Metazoa, Chordata, Actinopteri, Characiformes, Serrasalmidae. Gene Ontology annotation, biological process: malate metabolic process; pyruvate metabolic process. Gene Ontology annotation, molecular function: NAD binding; malate dehydrogenase (decarboxylating) (NADP+) activity; malate dehydrogenase (decarboxylating) (NAD+) activity. Gene Ontology annotation, cellular component: mitochondrion. The record is from RefSeq and is a predicted model, not a curated record. The coding region runs from base 172 to 2019 and encodes 615 amino acids. The transcript has 15 exons.
CAAUGUCAAACAAGCUUGAGUCGGCUGGAUCAGCGGAUUGCAACAUCCCCCGGCAGUAAACAGCAGGCAGGAGGCAGACUGCAGGUACCGCUGUCAGAUCACAUGCAGUUUGAAGCUGUGUGCGCAUAGCAGCGAAAGCGAGUCUUCUGUGUUUAACUCACCUCAGGAAACAUGAACUCUAUCUCUGGCAAGAGUGUGCUGUCUCUGUGCAGACGGACCUCCGGCGCCCUUAGGUCUCUAUCCAGCCCGGCUCCGGCUGCUCUCUCCGCCGGCAGACCGCUGCUCCUCGCCGGGCUGAGAGUGUGCCAUUCGGACGGGAAGACCAGGCCCAGUAUUAGCACCAAAAAACGGGGCUAUGAUAUCACCAGAAACCCCCACCUCAACAAGGGAAUGGCGUUUACCCUGGAGGAGAGGCUUCAGCUGGGCAUCCACGGCCUGCUGCCUCCAUGCUUUCUCUCCCAGGAUGUUCAGGUGCUCCGAGUAAUGAAGAGCUACGAGUUACGCAUAAAUCCAUUGGACAAGUAUAUCUUGCUGAUGACCCUGCAGGACAGGAACGAAAAGCUGUUUUAUCGUCUGUUGACUUCUGACAUUGAGGAGUUCAUGCCUAUAGUUUACACUCCCACUGUGGGCCUCGCCUGCCAGCAGUAUGGCCUGGCUUUCAGGAGACCACGAGGACUUUUUAUCACCAUUCAUGACAAGGGCCACAUUGCCACCAUGCUGAACUCAUGGCCAGAGGACAACAUCAAGGCCAUUGUGGUAACUGACGGCGAGAGGAUCCUGGGACUGGGAGACCUGGGCAGUUAUGGAAUGGGCAUUCCAGUGGGCAAGCUGGCGCUCUACACAGCAUGUGGAGGAGUGCAUCCUCAGCAGUGCCUGCCCGUACUGCUGGAUGUGGGCACAGAUAAUGAGAAUCUCUUGAAUGAUCCCUUGUACAUUGGACUGAAGCAUAAAAGAGUGAGGGGAAAAGAAUAUGAUGACCUCAUUGAUGAGUUCAUGCAGGCUGUCACAGACAAGUAUGGGAUGAACUGCUUGAUUCAAUUUGAGGACUUUGCCAACAGCAAUGCUUUCCGCAUUCUUAACAAGUACCGCAGCCGUUACUGCACCUUCAACGAUGAUAUCCAAGGCACAGCAUCAGUGGCUGUUGCUGGCAUACUUGCUGCUCUGAAGAUCACCAAAAAUAAGCUGUCUGAUCACAAGUUUGUGUUCCAAGGAGCAGGAGAGGCUGCUUUGGGCAUUGCUCAUCUACUCAUCAUGGCCAUGGCUAAGGAGGGAGUGUCGCAUGCUGAUGCUGUCAAGAGGAUCUGGAUGGUGGACUCUAAAGGGCUUAUUGUCAAGGGCAGAAGUCACUUGAAUCAUGAAAAGGAAGAGUUUGCCCAUGAACAUCCUCAUAUAAAGACUCUGGAGGAGGUGGUGGAAACCAUCAAACCUACAGCUGUCAUUGGUGUGGCAGCCAUUGGAGGAGCUUUUACAGAGAAGAUCCUAAAGGAUAUGGCCUCCUUCAAUGAGAGGCCCAUCAUCUUUGCCCUCAGUAAUCCUACCAGCAAAGCAGAAUGCACAGCAGAGCAAUGUUACAGACUCACAGAGGGUCGUGGGAUCUUUGCCAGCGGCAGCCCCUUUCAGAAGGUCACUCUUGCCGAUGGACGCACCUUCUACCCUGGCCAGGGCAAUAAUGCUUACGUGUUCCCUGGAGUAGCACUUGGAGUCAUCGCCUGUGGAGUGCGCCACAUAUCAGAUGACAUUUUCCUCACCACAGCGGAGGCAAUAUCGGAGAUGGUUACAGAGGAGCAUCUGGCCGAGGGGAGAUUAUACCCUCCCCUUAGCACCAUCAGAGAAGUGUCCUUUAAGAUUGCCGUGAAGAUUGUAGACUAUGCCUACAAGCAAGAUGUUGCAUCAUGGUAUCCAGAGCCCAAGGAUAAAGAAGCUUUUGUGUUGUCGCAUAUCUACAGUGCAGACUAUGACUCCUUCACACUGGACUCCUACACAUGGCCCAACGAAGCCAUGAAGGUCCAGGAUGUGUAGCUACCUAGCCUCUCUUUCCGCUCUCUACAUAUCAGUACCAUGUCUCAUCUUUCUGUUUUCUUCUGCCAUGCUUUUACAGUUCAUAAUGGUUUCACCUUUGCAUUUAGUGCCCUAUAUGAUUAGACUUUUGCUAAGUUAAAAGUAGAACCACCCAUUCUCAAGACGUCUCUCGUGCCCACACAUAUGCCAAAGAGUCUGUCUGUGCGAUUCAUCAUAUCUGUCACAGAGAUGUGCUGCAUAUGCUGGAGGUGAAGUGACAUAAAUAGCUGUCAGUCAGUUUUUUUUUAGCUUUCUGGUCAAAAAUAAUAGCAGCACAUCAUGUCCUUAAAAUCGAGGAGACUGUGGAAAAAUGUAGCUUUUAAAUAGGAAUAGUUUUUAACACUUUAUUAUUUAGUCCCUUUUUUUGAGUGUGCACUCCAACAUAUUUAUUUAUAAAAGUUCCCUCUUUAUUUAAGCACUCCUUUGUUUGCAGCCCCCAAGCACUGACUCUCACUGACUCCAGUUUAGGGAAAGAUUAUUUUUGUACAGUGACUGCCAAUAGCAACUGAUGGAAUGUUUCCAGCCAGAGGGAAUGGUUUUGUUUGUGAGAUAGCAUCAUACUUAGAGUAGGUUACCUCUGAAUCGGUAUGCUGUGUGUUUUUGUAAAAAGGGCCAUUUGUGUUGGCAUAAGAAUUUGCCAAAGUAUGUCUUGUAUGAACUACAUUGAACUCCAAUAGCAGUGAAUAUUGUUAUCCUCAAAAGAUCACUAAUUGUAUGUAAAGUACCACCUAGGUCCUCAGCUGAUAACUAACAUAUAUUUAUGUGCCCUGUGCGAAUGGAUGAAUUACUGCCAUCAUCAUUUAUAAACAUGCUCUGCUUAUGAGUAAUGCACUA